This is a messenger RNA of Stylonychia lemnae, 1992 nucleotides long. Lineage: Eukaryota; Ciliophora; Spirotrichea; Sporadotrichida; Oxytrichidae. The record is from the annotation of a GenBank genome assembly.
AUGAUCACUUCCCUCAAUAAUCUCAACUUGUCUCCAAAUAACUAAGAACUUAUCGAUUGCCAGCCAGAGGAUGUUCUUUUAGACUUUAAUAGUUAAACUAAUCAAAACCAUAUUUUAUAAGAGGAGUCUGAUAAACUGAUAGAAAUCUCACAAGAAAUUGAAGCUUUUGAUAAAUAAAUGACUUAGCAAUAACUAGGGGUAUUCAGAGCUAUGUCGGAUAACUUUGGAGAUCAGACUUAACUCAACGAAAUUGUAGAUAUCACAUAUCAUCGAACUAUUAAAGGUUAAAAAGGACGGCAAUAUUAUUGCGUUUGGAAGAAUCAUGAUCCAACUUGGGAAAACGAAAAGCUAAUUAAGAAUUAAGUUGAGGCUUUAAUCACAAGUUAUUGGCUUAAUAUUGGCAAGUAAAUUGAUGCUGAGAAUAGAAAGUACCCUGAUGAUCUUGAGACGCUUAAGAAAAAUAAUAAUGUCUAUAUAUAAUAACCUAAAUCAAUGUCAGGUUAUGAACUAGAAAGACCUGUAAAAUAAAAUUUAAUAAAGAAAUCUGUACUUCAUGUAACAAGAAAAAGACUCAAGACCUGCUCACCUAGUAAAUUUGAAAAAAAAUUUACACUAACCACAUCCACUAUACUUCUCACAGAAAUAUCUCCUCAGAAAGAAAAUAUAUUAAGCUAAGAUAAUCUCUCUCAGUAGUCUUCAGCAACUAUGUCUUACUAAGAUAUUGAAACUGCAUUACUUUCAAAUAUUGGCAACUGGAAGAAGUAAAGAAGACUUGGAAAUAAAGACAUAUUCAAAUGUAACGAAUGUGAAACUCUAAUGGAAGUUGAGAGGAAACAGCAAGAACAAGUAGUUCGUAUCAUUAAUUUUAAUAAAGACACAAUUCAUCACCAAUGGUUUGAUUAAAACCAUCUUGAGCCAUUCUCAACAAAAGAGUCUCUGAUAAAAUCUGAUAAAAUACAUACUAGUGUGGAAGCUUUCAUAAAACUCCAAAUGAGAGAGAAAAGGGGUUAUACGCCUCAAGAAAUUCUAGAGAACUUGAGAAGAGAAAGACCCCAGCUAUACAAGAACUUUAAGCCUUCAAUCGAAUAAAUCGCUUACUUUAUACUUGGAAACACCAGAGAGUUGGCUACAAAAGUUGAAAAGUUUAACAAUCAAAGAAUUACUAGAAGUAAAAAGAAGAAGAGUCUUUCAAAUAGAUUUCCUCAGUCCUUAGACGACAUUCCAAAGAAAAAAAGAUAAGUGAAAUCAGAUAAUAAGAUGGGUGAAUACUAUAAUAAAGUACUUAGAGCAAUUAAAAUAGAUGAUUAAAACAACCAAUCUCUAAAUAUAGCUCAAGAAAAAGAGACAUAUAAUGUUUUAGUAGAAAACCCUAAAUAAUAAAUUGAAAUAAUAGAAAAUAAUGAGAAUCUACAGCCAAACUAAUAGUAGAGCAUAGUGAAAGAAGUAAAAUAGCCAGAGAAAAAUAUUGGUCACAGAGUAACGUUCAACAACAUUGUUCAAUAAUAAAUAUUUGAAAAAGUUUAGUAUUCAGAUGAGGAUGAAAAAUAGCUACAGUCUAAAUUCUAACAAGAUUUUGAAGAUUCUGAUAAUUGUUCUCCUUCAAAGUAAGGAUAUAGCGAGUCAGAUGAAAAAAUUAAUGAAGAGGAUUUAUCCAUUUAUGAUAGCAUAGAUUCGGAUUAAGAGCAAUUUGAUAAUGGAAAUUUUUUGAAGUUUAUUAAGCAUUAAACUUUGAAGGCAAAUCAAGAGAGAGACUUCUUAAUGAAUUAAUUGAAAACCAAGGAGAGAAGAGGAAGUAUCUUCAUAGAUAAGGUGAAAAAGGUAAUCACAACAAUUAAAAGAGAUAGCGACUAAGAUAAAUACGACUACCUAAUUGAAUGGGAAUUCAAUAAGGAAGAUCUAAUUAUUCCUUCUACAUCACUAGUGAGAGGAUCUUUAUUUGCCUUCUGCUGCCCACUCUAAUUUAGAAGGUUUGCUGAGAAGAAAUACAAUUGA